CGCGCGCUGUCCUGCUGAUUGACAUUGUUCACCCAAAGGCACCAUGGGCCUUCCCCCGCCGUCCCCCCACCCGUCCCUGGACAGCUUCCUCAGAUCCCACAACCUCUCUCUCCAACCACACCCUGCCAAGCGGCGCAUCCUAGUUACAUCCGUCUUCAUACCAGCUGGAACAAUUCUGUUUACAUCGAACGCAAUUGGCACAGUGGUCCUUGACCCGACAGCCUGCCAUUACUGUCUGAUUCGCAGUGAUCAGCUCAGCACGCCACUAACAAGGUGCUCGUCAUGCAAGCGGGCAACAUACUGUGGUAAAAAGUGCCAAAAAGAGGACUGGGAUGCGGGACACGCAACGCUCUGCAAAAUAUGGAAGCAGAGAGGGAACGGCGGGGAGAGCGGCGACUGGGACAAAGAUGAGGAAAUGCUGGUUAAAGUCUUGUCUUCGUUAAAAAAAGGAGUGGAUACAGUGGGUAUCGAGGCUUUCUUAUCGCUACAAGGCCACGAAGAAGUGCUUAACGAGAUUGACAAGUCAGAAUGGGCCAAGAUAAUUCAAGGCGUACUGAAAUUUCCCAAGAUGCCGGCAUCUACAACUUCCCAAGACCUCUUCUCCCACCUGCUCCGAUUCCGCUCCAACAAUUUUUCCAUUCACGACGGCGAACUCUUUGUCAUCGGCGAAGGGACAUUUCCACUCGGUGCUCUCUUGAACCAUUCGUGUCAUCCAAACUGUUCGGUACUGUAUGAAGGCCGUGAGCAGGUUGUUCGCACGAUUCGGGACGUGCAUGCCGGAGAGGAGCUUCUGGGCACCUAUGUUGACGGAAUGGGAGAGCGAGGAGAACGACAACAAACACUCUGGAGCAAAUAUGGAUUUGAAUGUGAUUGUGAAAGGUGUGCUCAAGGCGGAGUGGAUGCGCUGUUGGGUGUGGAGGGACCGAUGAGCGUGAGUGAAGAAAAGGCUGUAGGCGAGUGGUUGGAAGUGGAGUUGAGGAAACCUAUUACGGGGCUUCUAGAGUCCCUUUAUCCCGUGUUUUUCCCUGCCAAUGGUGGCCAACUUGCCACGCCGAUGAUCCCUACGACACUGAACACACUUGACACAUUUAUCCUUACUGUAUUCUCUCACGUCCCUCCAUCUUUGGCCUCGUCUCCAGAGGAGAUAUGGAAUAGCCGUCACGCCUCGCUUCUCCAAAUGAUCCAAAGCCUUCCGGACCCUUCCCCCCUGCCCCGUCUUCAUACCCGCCGCCUUUUCACGCAUGUGUCACGGCAUCUUCACACCCAUCUCCACAGCCCCGAACCCUCAGCCCGCCUUGCGCUCUACGUUUUGUGCAUGUACAUCAUCUCAUACGAGCGGUUUCAUCCCAUGAUCGGUGUGCAAUUUGUGCUGGCUGCCAAGUUGUGCUGGAACGAAGGUGGAGAAAGCGGUAAGACGGGGGUAGUGAUAAAGGAACUGUGUCGCUGUGCUGCGCGAGUUGUAAAGUGUACGCAUGGGAACGUGGGGGGUGUCUUGAAGGAUAUUGAAGAGGUUUUAAAGAUUGUGGAGGGCGCUGUAUCUAACAAUGAGCCACUUGUCGGGAUGUAGCUUGUGUUUAAAUAUAUUUUACAACGGA
Molecule: messenger RNA, 1595 nt
Organism: Spizellomyces punctatus DAOM BR117
Lineage: Eukaryota; Fungi; Chytridiomycota; Chytridiomycetes; Spizellomycetales; Spizellomycetaceae
Exons: 1
Coding region: 44-1567 (507 amino acids)
Cellular component (GO): nucleus
Molecular function (GO): protein binding
Source: RefSeq, a predicted model, not a curated record